CCAUCGGUAAUAAAAGUUCCCCUCCCUCUUUGAAGUUUUAAUACACAACCAGGGGAGCAACUUUGUGCAGUCAUCGUACAAGUAUAGAUACAUACAUAUAUAAACAGGGAGAGAGAAACAAGGUGAACGAGAGAGAGAGAGAGAGGGAGAGAGAUUUCUUGAGCAAUCAUGACAGACCAAUCUGAUGAAUUAGACCAGCUUCUUGACAGUGCUUUGGAUGACUUUCAGAAUCUUAAUUUCGCUUCUGCUGCUCAAAGAAGUGGAGAUAAGGGAGGAAACAAAGAAAAGAAUGGGUCUGUUGUGUCUGGUAGUGGAGUAAAAGGGCUGGGAAUGGGUUUGCCUGAUUUGAAAGCCAAGAAAAUGGGGAAGCAAAAGGUUUCGAAGGAGUCUCAUCAUGUUUCUGAGGCGCUUGACAAGCUGAGGGAGCAAACCAGGGAGACGGUCAAGGGAUUGGAGACGAUUACUGCUCCAGUACCCGAUUUUGGUAAUGAUGCCAUGAUGCAAGAUUUCGUCAAGCAGUUUGAGGAGCUUGCUGGUUCUCAGGACAUGAACUCUAUCAUGGAGACUAUGAUGCAGCAGCUACUGUCUAAAGAUGUGCUUCAGGAUCCUAUGAGAGAGAUUGGUGGAAGGUAUCCAAAAUGGUUGGAAGACCAUAAAGCUACAUUAAGCACCGAAGAAUAUGAAAGAUACUCCCAUCAGCAUGAACUCAUAAAAGAAAUUAAUGGAGUUUAUGAAACUGAGCCGGGCAACUUCAACAAGAUUGUUGAGCUCAUGCAGAAAAUGCAAGAGUGCGGCCAACCUCCCGAUGAUAUUAUGCGAGAGCUUGCUCCUGAUUUUGAUAUAUCUACUAUUGGCCAAUUAUCUCCAGAGAUGCUCAACUCCCAACAAAAUUGUUCUGUAAUGUAAGAAGAUUAUCUCUUGUAUUUUAAAGAGUUGUUAGCAACACAUAAGAAAUAAGGGUUGUUCAUUUGGAAUGUUAUGGGAUCAAAUGCUAAAUUUAUAUAUUACCCUUUUAAGUUUUAA
Daucus carota subsp. sativus is the source of this 1023-nucleotide messenger RNA. Its product is annotated as peroxisome biogenesis protein 19-1. The record is from RefSeq and is a predicted model, not a curated record. The transcript is spliced from 5 exons. Gene Ontology annotation, cellular component: peroxisome; peroxisomal membrane. The coding region runs from base 169 to 906 and encodes 245 amino acids. Lineage: Eukaryota; Viridiplantae; Streptophyta; Magnoliopsida; Apiales; Apiaceae. Gene Ontology annotation, biological process: protein import into peroxisome membrane.